This is a messenger RNA of Bombyx mori (domestic silkworm), 2730 nucleotides long. Its product is annotated as glycine receptor subunit alpha-2. Gene Ontology annotation, biological process: chloride transmembrane transport; signal transduction; regulation of membrane potential. The transcript is spliced from 9 exons. The record is from RefSeq and is a predicted model, not a curated record. Gene Ontology annotation, molecular function: transmitter-gated monoatomic ion channel activity involved in regulation of postsynaptic membrane potential; transmembrane signaling receptor activity; excitatory extracellular ligand-gated monoatomic ion channel activity. NCBI's taxonomy places the organism in Eukaryota, Metazoa, Arthropoda, Insecta, Lepidoptera, Bombycidae. The coding region runs from base 245 to 1519 and encodes 424 amino acids. Gene Ontology annotation, cellular component: synapse; plasma membrane; neuron projection.
UGCGAAAAAUGUUAAUAUGCCUAUGUGAGCUCAACUCUAAUUAUGUUCGUUUUUUCUGACAACCGUUUUGUGUUCUUGUUCUUUCUGUGUUUGUUUAAAUCCUGAUUUAACUGUCGACUAGUGUUUUUUUUUUUUCGUUUCGAUGGAUCGAUUUCAAGGAGCGAAUAGAAAAUAACACAACGACUAGACAUGAAAAAAAGAAAUUAACGAACAUUAUAUUAUUAAAUCCUUUAAUAAUAAAAAAAUGGAUUUGGUGUUCAGAGCGACGGCGUUGCUGGUUCUUUGUUGUUUGAAAAUGACGCACGCGGGACGGGUUCAAGCCGCUGUGAGUUUUUUAGCCAACGGGUCAUACCAAGAGAUCGAAUUGAAAUCCGAGUCCAGUCUGUCACUUCGCGACAUCUUGCCCGUGAAGGCAAAGUAUUACGACAAGAACAGAGCCCCCAAACUCCUGGGUCAACCGACUGUGGUAUACUUUCACGUCACCGUACUCUCCUUGGAUUCUAUCAAUGAAGAAAGCAUGACAUACGUGGCCGAUAUAUUUUUGGCACAAUCCUGGCGCGAUCCCCGACUGCGCUUACCAGAGAACAUGCACGAAGAGUACAGAAUCCUGGACGUAGACUGGCUGAACAGCAUCUGGCGUCCGGACUGCUUCUUUAAGAACGCAAAGAAAGUCACUUUCCAUGAAAUGAGCAUACCGAAUCAUUAUCUCUGGCUGUACCACGACAAGACUCUUCUUUAUAUGUCCAAAUUGACAUUGGUGCUUUCGUGUGCUAUGAAAUUUGAAUCGUAUCCUCACGACACCCAGAGCUGUUCCAUAAUGAUAGAGAGCUUGUCACACACAGUCCACGAUUUGGUGUUCAUAUGGAAUCUGACGGACCCAUUGGUGGUGAAUCCGGACAUCGAACUGCCGCAGUUGGACAUCGCUCAUAACUAUACCACAGAUUGUACUAUUGAGUAUUCCACUGGUAACUUCACCUGUUUGGCCGUUGUUUUUAAUUUGAGACGUCGCCUUGGAUACCACCUUUUCCACACCUACAUACCAUCGGCGCUCAUCGUUGUUAUGUCUUGGAUUUCAUUCUGGAUCAAACCCGAAGCCAUUCCAGCCAGAGUCACCCUCGGAGUCACUUCAUUGUUGACUUUAGCAACACAAAACACCCAAUCCCAACAAAGUCUUCCGCCGGUGUCGUAUGUCAAAGCAAUCGAUGUCUGGAUGUCAUCCUGCUCGGUGUUCGUCUUCUUAUCCUUGUUCGAGUUCGCCGUCGUGAAUAAUUACAUGGGCCCCGUCGCCACUAAAGCCAUGAAGGGAUAUUCCGAUGAAGACCUGUCCAGGGAUUUAGACGCUUUCAAGCACAUAUUUCCUGGAAGCACGGAGCCUCGAGCGAGUGCGGCUUCAGUGCCACAGUACGACACGUUCUGCAAUGGCAGGGAGACGGCCGUUUACAUAGAUAGAUUCAGUCGAUUCUUCUUCCCGUUCUCUUUCUUCAUAUUAAACGUGGUGUAUUGGUCCACGUUUUUGUAAAAUCAACGGAAAACUUUCUAGUCACAUACUUUUAGUAGAUCCUUUAAUAGGUUUAGCUCGUUUUAAGGCAACACUAAGUAAAUUAAUUCACUAGUGUAAUAAUUUUCUGAGAUGUGUAUGUAUGUGGUUGAAGCGAUUUUCGUCUAUUUAAAUUUCUAAUUAGACGUCAUAUGAAAUUUUGUAAUUCGUACGUUAUAAACGACAGACUUUCAUACAACGGAACCCCAUAUUUUAACUCCGUUAGGGUUUUUAAUUUGCAAAGAUCAUUCCUUAUUGAAUGUAUUGCAUAAAACUGAUAAACAUUUUGAAUUAACAGUCCUAGCUGCUUAGACUAUACUUUGAUAAAUCAAUCAGUCCAGAAACUUUAAUAUAAUUUUACAGUUUUAAAAUAUAUUAAGCAGUAGUUGACACAACGCUUAUAUCAUAGAGUAUAGUUAUUACACUUAUAGUCGUCCGUGAUCACGAAAACUGUAAAACGUGCGAAAUUUCGGAAGUAAUACAACAAAAAUAAUAAACAAUAAAUUGAACCGUGAUAGUAAUUUAGAUUAUGUGACCGUAAUAUGUGGAAAUUCAAAUUGACUUGUUUAUUUAAUUUAUCUAGAAUAUAAAAUCUAGAAGAUUAUAAGAUCUAGAAUAUCAGUCUAAGUGCCAAGCUCGGUUAUUACGGUAGCACAAUGACGUGACAGCUUGUCAAGGUAGGCAGCGGCUUGGCUCUGCCAUUGCUGAAGUCCAUGGGCGACGGUAACCACUCACCAUCAGGUGGGCCGUACGGUCGUCUGCCUACAAAGGCAAUAAAAAAAAACUGUUAUCUUAAGUAAAUACAGGAUCUGAUGAGUGUUUCUUGUAGAGCCAUUGUGCUCACACGCUAACGGCAGAUGGUCCACGCGUUUCCCGGCAACCGAAGCUCAUAGAUGUUGCAACGUGAGACAGAAUGCGAACGUUUUGUCUAUCGACUGCAACGGCUGUCUUAAACUACAAGUCGAAUUGUAUGAUUGGUUCGCGGCAGAAAUGGGCAAUUAUCGUAGUUCAAACAGUUUUGAGCGCGUUCGACUUUUGUAAGCAUAAAGACUUCAAUAAUUAAAUGAACAUAAUCAAAUUAUGUGGAAUGUGUAUUUAUUUUUAAAGUUUUAAUUUGAAAAGUUGAAUUUUUCAUUGUCGUCUUUAAAUACGUUCUAGUUAUGGAAAAUUGAAAAAUAAAUUAAUAAUGUUAA